GGAGGGGUGGUACAGACGCUUCGCCAACUCACAUUCCAAAUCAGCUCAAAGAAGUCACUUACUCGAGUUUUUUUCCAAUCCUUUCCUCGGUUAGCUUGGUAUUAUCGGUAAAUAUAGGUUCAAUAAUGAGUGAAGAAGGGACUGUAGAUCAAAAUUCUGAAAAUCAGCAAGAGGAAACAGUUGAAAGGACCGAGAAAGAUGAGCCACCAUCUGCAACGAGUGGAAGCGAUGGCAUCGAUACUGACUCCCCUGUGAAAAACUCUAAUGAAAAUGGUGAMCGAGAUGUCGCUGAACCACCGAAAAAGAGAGCAAAGAAGUCGAAACAAUCUAAAGCAGCUGAAAAACUGCCAGAAAUUGUUCCGGGUGACAAAUAYCCCUAUGCUAGACGUAGAGGUAUACGAAUCUUUUCCGACCGCGAAAUCGAAGUCCAGGAUGCCGAGAUGACCAGACAAUAUUGGCGAUUUUGGAAUCAGACAGCUGAAGAGCUAUGCAGUGAUCGAGCCUACAACGAUUGGGGGAAAAGAGAUUUAAAGCUGUACAUAGACGCAGCUUGGAUCAUGCAUAAGACWUACUUACAAGAAGUAACUGAGCGUCAGCUAGCUGAGGGAAUGAAUGAUUUGCUKGAGAAACAUGGUUACCCAGAGAUCUCCAGAAAAAUCAAGAACCUAGAUCAAGCAAUAACUAGCUCGCUCUCUCAGCUCCAGGAUGCUACUGCAAAUCUACAUGAACUCAACAUGGAAUUAACCAAAAUAAGAGGAAAACACAUGAAUAUAAAGCAGCGACCAGUUGACAGCUGUUACAGUAAAAGUGCAAAAGAUGAAGACGUACUACAGAGCACAAAGCAAGUCUCAGAUUUGGAAAAAAAUCUUUACGAGGGGAUGUCGGGUGUGAAGCGACAGCAGGACUCUUUGAAAAAGGCUUUAAAUAGACUUCAUAACAUGAUUGUUAAAGCCAAACUAGAUCGUCCAAUACAAGAAAACACAGCCCCAGCCUCGAUGUGAAUWUGRUGAAUCCAAAAACCAAACAUCCUGUAMUAGAAAACAUUUUGAUUUUAUAUUUUUUAUUUGAGAAAUCGCUAUGCAGACAUGAACUUCCUAGAGACAGGUUUACCAACCAAAGAAUAAGAAUAUUGUAUUACCAGACUGAGUAAUGAGUAAUUAUUGUCGAGCAUUAAAAUGUCUUAGAUGUCAAAAGUAAUUUUUCUGUGAAAAAAGAUACUGAGAUAAGUUUAAGUGUCUAUGUGAGGUAUAAUAUUUUACUUCAUUUUUAGAAAAUGUCAAUAUUUUAGGCUAUUAUUAAACAUAAAGGGAAUAACUCCCAUGAUGACUAGGAGUCUCCUAAAUCUUGUGCUGUAAAGUCGUUACUUGACAAUUAAAAUCGAGCAAAUUGAAUGUGUCGCAUCUCUGGCAACAUUUUGCUCAAAUUUAACUUUU
Messenger RNA from Exaiptasia diaphana, 1433 nucleotides. RefSeq lists its product as uncharacterized. The record is from RefSeq and is a predicted model, not a curated record. The coding region runs from base 126 to 1001 and encodes 291 amino acids. Lineage: Eukaryota; Metazoa; Cnidaria; Anthozoa; Actiniaria; Aiptasiidae. The transcript is spliced from 2 exons.